Meriones unguiculatus (Mongolian gerbil) is the source of this 4438-nucleotide messenger RNA. RefSeq names its product HPS4 biogenesis of lysosomal organelles complex 3 subunit 2 (gene Hps4). NCBI's taxonomy places the organism in Eukaryota, Metazoa, Chordata, Mammalia, Rodentia, Muridae. Gene Ontology annotation, biological process: vesicle-mediated transport. The transcript is spliced from 12 exons. The record is from RefSeq and is a predicted model, not a curated record. Bases 1344 to 3245 code for a protein of 633 amino acids.
UCUCUGGUUCUUGGCGGUUCCCCUUCAGGCACUUCCUUCUUUCUAAGGGACUUUACUUGCUUUUGAAGGAGGGUCCUACUUUGUAGCCAAUGUUGGCCUGGAAUUCAGCAAUCUGCCUCCCUCUACCUCUCCAGGGCUGGGAUUAAAGGCCUGAGCUAUCAUGCCUGGCUCCCUCCCUAAGAGACAUUAACACACUGUAUUUCCACAGAAUAUGUGGCAAAGCUUUAGAGACUGUGUUCCUGACGGAAUUAGCUGGAAGUUAAUUUUCAUCAAAGUUUCACUAUUGAUGAAAAUGACCGAAGUUGAAAGGUUGUCAAGAGGAAAGAUUAAACCGUUUUUGUGUUUCCUCCUAGUUUUAUCUACACGGUGAAAUAUUACUGUCAGGAGACCUCAGCAUCAUGGACAGUAAUUUUAAUGCCUUGAACAACUUGUCUCUGGACAGUUUCCUCGGGGGAGCCAAGGAUUAGAGUAAGUGAGGCCAGGGUCCUUUCUGACUGGGUAUUUCAUGAUACCCUGAAUUGUCUUCCGCCUGAUAGGAGUUUGAAAUGAAGGGCACUAUGAAAGUUCUGGUCUUGCAUCCUAAAGAGCUAUACACAUUCUGAUUACACCGUUGAGUGCCAGUUCCCUAAUUUAGGUUCCACUGUCACUCUAGCAAGCAUCUGAUUUGUAUGGCUCCUUGCACCCAGAACUUUCCACACUUGUUAUCUAAUUUCCCUUCUCCAAGGCUGACAGUAUUUCCUGCUGAAAAUAGAUAAAUAAAUAAAAGGGCUUUGAAGUCUUUGCUACCCACUUUCUUUUUAUUUUGAAACAUAGUUUCGAAAUCAUCUACUUAACGAACCGUGUGAGUCACAUGCCUGCCUGAGUUUCUGAAAGAAUCAACUCUUUGUAUUUACUCAGAGCUGAGACACUGGUGUGUGAACUGGAAACUUUGGGCCUUUUGGAGGAACACACUGGAUGACUUUGAACUGUAGGUGGAGCUCCCAGAGAGGCGUUGAUAGAUAGGGGUCCCGUGCAGACAGCCACAUGGAUGCUCCUGAGGCAGACCACAGGUCUAUGUUACUGUGUUGAUCUAGUCCACCUCCAGUCUGUCGCCUCCUUGACUUCUCAGCGGUGCAAAGAUACUUCUGGAAAUGAACCUGCCCCAAAAGGAAGUUGCAUUUUCAUACUGAAUGAAAAGUUAUCAAGCGGCAGAAACCACCUGACUUGACCACACCUGGUGUCACUGGACUGUGCCACCAGUUGGGGACAGAAAAGUGCUUCUAGGAGGAAUACCAGAUGAAGAGGAUGAGGCCAUCUGGAGAGUAAAUGGCCACCACCACUCCCCCAGAGACAAAGCCAGCCUCAUGACCCUGUUAGACCAGCAGGAGCUGCUCUGUGGUCAGCUUGCCGGAGUCGUCCGCUGCCUAUGGGACCUUUCUGGCACCCCGCCCACACUCAUCCGUCUGCGGAAGCUCAAGUUUGCCAUCAGGGUGGAUGGGGACUAUCUGUGGGCUCUGGGCUGUGGUGUGGAGCUCUCCGAUGUCAGCUGCAGGCAGUUUCUAGAUCAGCUCAUCGGAUUUUUUCAUUUCUACAUGGGCCCUGUCUCCCAGGCCUACAAGAACUGUCCUCAGGGGGAGCUGAGCUUGCAGUGGGAUCUCUUCAUCACUCAAGUCCUCAGGAGCACCAGCGAGUCACACAGGAUCUUCAAUGCCCUGUGGAACCUGGACCACACCAAGGUGGAGCCCCUGCUGCUGCUGAAGGCAGCUCUCAUCUUGCAGACCUGCCAGCGCUCGCCCCACGUCCUUGCUGGCUGCAUCCUCUAUAAAGGACUGAUUGUGAAUUCCCAGCUCCCGCCUUCCCUCACUGCCAAGGUCCUGCUUCAUCAGACUGUACCUGCAGACCAGAGACUGCCUGGAGCAGGGGCUGCCCCACAGGAAGCAGGAGCAGCAUUGCCCCCUAAUGUGCAGAUCACCCCUGUUUUCCUGAGUGAGGAGGAAGUGGCCAGCCUCCAGGAGUUCACAGUAGAGAGUGAAACUAGACUCCAGGGAAGUUCAUCUCAGUACCCUGCCUGGGAUCAGAGCACCUCUACCCUAGCAGAAGAUGCCACAAAGUAUGAGCCAUCUAUGGCUGGGACAUCAGCUGCCGUCCUGGAGCCCACCCCCCAUGAUGAAGCAUGGCUGAACGGCAGUGGGGCAGAUGAACACUUGCCUGGACAUGAGCAGGAACAUUCUGGGACCACAGGACUGGGCCCCACUGCCUGUGGCUGGGGCACUGGCCUCAGCAGCAGGCUGCAAAAGGAGCUGGGUUUCUCCCAAGAGGAACUGGACUUGCCUGAAAUCCACAUUUCUGAGGCUCAGGAAGCCAUCCCAGCUGUGCCUGCCCCAGGUGAUCAGGAAGCAGUCCUCCCCAGCCCCCACGACCCCACACUUCCUGAAGUCACAGCCAUUUGCAGGUGCCUGGACCUUUCCCCUCUUGAGAGGCCUCCUGAGAGCAGAGGGCCAGAAUGGCUCACAGACCCUCCCAUCACCAAUGGUGAAGCCCAAGUUCCUGGCGCAGACCCUCUCCCCAGCAGCAGGCCUGUGGCACUUCCUCUCCAAGAUCCUGUGGGCACAGAGCCCAGUAUGGAGAAAUAUGCGGAUGAAGCCAACUCAGCCCUAGCAUGCAGUCCCCACUCUGCUGACUGUCAGGGCCCCUGGCCCUCUGCAGGCAGCAGUGGCUUCAGGCCAUCCACAGCUGGACUCCACGAAGGCCUCAUGCCCAUGAACCUCUACACUCACAGUGUGAACGGGCUGGUGCUGUCCCUGCUAACGGAGGAGCCUCUUCUCAGAAACGCUGCAGCCAUCGAGGAGGUGUACCACAGCAGCCUGGCAUCGCUGAAUGGGCUAGAAGUCCACCUGAAGGAGACACUGCCCAGAGAUGAGGCUAGCCCCCAAAGCAGCACCUAUAACUUCAUGCAUUACGACCGCAUCCAGAGGGUGCUCUCAGCCAACCUACCUCUGGUGGCUGCUCCCCAGGACCGCCGCUUUCUGCAGGCCGUCAGCCUCAUGCACUCUGACUUUGCCCGGCUGCCCCUGCUGUACGAGAUGACCAUCAGGAACGCCUCCACGGCUGUGUAUGCCUGCUGCAGCCCUGCCCAGGAGACCUACUUCCAGCAGCUGGCGCCCACAGCCCGCAGCUCUGGCUUCCCGAACCCUCAGGAUUGCGCCUUCAGCCUCGCAGGCAAGGCCAGGAGGAAGCUGCUGAAGCACGGGGUAAACCUGCUGUGAACAGAGUGCAGCCUGGGCUGGGCUGCAGCCCUCCACACAGAGUCCCCAGUGCUCAGGGCCGAGCAGGACCUCGCUCCUCAGUGGGUGCUGAAUGGCACCGAAUGGGCUCAGGUGCUGGCCUUUGUAAGCGACUUGAGACUUGAAUAUGCUACAGAGCAGGCUACAAACUCAAGAAUGCAGCUCUGGGAAUCUCAGCUGACAGUCUACUCAUGGUCCCCAUGGUGCUUUGCAACCUUGUGGUGCUGAGUUCCAGUUUAUGAAACAGAUUCCCCAGGGCUCAAAAAUAAAAUGACCAAACUGAGUUCUGAGCAAUUGCCUAGCGACAGAGUGAAGGUUUAUAAAGUUGCUUACGUUAGAGCACAGAGCAUGUGCAUACGCCGACCUACAGACCGAACUCGUCCCGGGUGCCCGGCAGCACCAAUCCCACAGGCCUGCUGUGGGGGGGUUUCUGUGCUAUAUUGUGGAGUCUGUGCAUGGUGAUGGCAUAUGACUUCCUCCCCAUAUGCCCCCACGGGUGCAGAACUCAUGCGUCUGCUGUGUUGGCUGUCUCUCCCCAGGACUGCACAGCCUCGUGCCUGUCUUCAGGGUCAUAAGCUGCAGCGAGCAAGUCUCUUCCUUUCCCUGAGACCCCUCUAGCUACUGGCUGGCCAGAGGCUGGCCUCCCUGCCAGGAGCGUCCUGCUUCCAGCCAGGCACAGGCAUACUGACCUCCAGCUCUGGUCAGUUCUUCCACAAUGAAACUCAUUCCAAGUUUUUUGGCAGUUCUCAAGAGACCUGACGACGAACUUCCAGCCUGUUCUGCCGAGGGGUGCUCCGCACGGCACACUCUCCCGCCUGCUAACCGGUACUCGGUCCUGGCCCUAACCUUGGCCUCAGCCUAUGAUAUGUGGGGACUUGGGACUCAGGAGCACAGAGGUGUCGCAUCUUCCUGCUGUGGCUCUUCUAACUGCCCGUGUUUGAGGAUUCUUCCAGGAAGCUCUUUCAGGGAGUGUCACUGAACCCCGCCUGCCCUUGGGUGGCACGGAGCUGUCUGCAGACCAAGUGCACUCACUCUAAGAACCAGUGCCUUCCCAAACACCACUCGUAACAAGAUGAGGCCUGGCCCAAGCACCCUUCGAUGGGAAGCCCUGACUGUAGGGGCUUAAAAAAAUACCCCCAGGAGUUUUUCUAUAAAUCAGGAACAUAUUCCCUCUU